Messenger RNA from Arabis nemorensis, 636 nucleotides. The record is from the annotation of a GenBank genome assembly. Lineage: Eukaryota; Viridiplantae; Streptophyta; Magnoliopsida; Brassicales; Brassicaceae.
AUGCAAGAUCCACGAAAUCAGGUGCCACCUUCUCCCUCCAUCUCCUCACUCUCUUCCUCCGAUCUUGAUACAGAGUCUACAGGAUCCUUCUUCCAUGACAGAAGCAUCACACUUGGAACACUUAUGGGAUUUAGUUUCACAGCAACCAUGCCGAUGAUGCCAUUCAGAGCUUCUUCGCACCGCCACGUGUCACCCUCCGUCUCGAUCUCGCGAGCUUCAAGCUCCAAUCCUAGACACAACCAGAGGAAGCGUCCUCCUUCUAAUUCGGCCGACAGGCAUCAUCACCACCGCCGCAAGUGGUGGCGUUUUUGCCGAGACGACGACGGAGCCGGAAACGAAACCCACCGCGGCUCCGGAGAUUGUAGAAGGUCGUCGCUCGGAGAGUAUCUGGAGGUUGAACGGAGGUUUGGAGAUGAAGCUGUGUAUGCCUCAGCCGAGGCGGAGUUAGAGGGUGCGGUGGCUCGGUACCGGGAACAGCAGCCGGCGUUAACGGAACGGGCGUUGUUCGCCGACGGGAGGGUUCUUCCUCCGGCUUCUGCGGAGGUUGUUGAUACCGGAGAAGGUACGCCGGUGGCUACGGCUCUUUGUAAAUUCCCGGUUUCGUUAACCGGUAUAUGCAGCGGCGGUGGUGGAUGA